CCCCACAGAUGCCACGGAGCCUCUCCACAGCCCUGCGUGUGGUCGGGACCAGCCUCUUUGCCUUGGCGGUGCUGGGGGGCAUCCUCGCCGCCUACGUCACGGGCUACCAGUUCAUCCAUACGGAGAAGCACUACCUCUCCUUCGGGCUCUACGGGGCCAUCCUGGGGCUGCACCUCUUCAUCCAGAGCCUCUUCGCCUUCCUGGAGCACCGGCGCAUGCGGGGCGAGGGGCGGCCGGUGCGGCUCGGGCGCUCGGUGGCCCUCUGCAUCGCCGCCUACCAGGAGGAUCCCGACUACCUGAAGAAGUGCCUGCGCUCUGUCAAGCGCAUCGCCUUCCCCGACCUCAAAGUGGUGAUGGUGGUGGAUGGGAACGGCCCCGACGACACCUACAUGCUGGACAUCUUCCAUGAAGUGAUGGGCUCCGAGCACUCGGGCAGCUACGUCUGGAGGAGCAACUUCCACGCGCAGGGCGAGGGGGAGACGGAGGCCGGGCUGCAGGAGGGGCUGGCGCGUGUCCAGGCGCUGGUGCGUGGCAACACCUACUCCUGCAUCCUCCAGAAGUGGGGCGGGAAGCGGGAGGUGAUGUACACGGCCUUCCGGGCGCUCGGAGACUCCGUGGACUACAUCCAGGUGUGUGACUCAGACACGGUGCUGGACCCCGCCUGCACCGCCGAGAUGCUCCGCAUCCUGGAGGCCGACCCCCGCGUCGGCGGCGUCGGCGGCGACGUCCAGAUCCUGAACAAGUACGACUCGUGGAUCUCCUUCCUGAGCAGCGUGCGGUACUGGAUGGCCUUCAACGUGGAGCGUGCCUGCCAGAGCUACUUCGGCUGCGUGCAGUGCAUCAGCGGGCCCCUGGGCAUGUACCGCAACGCCCUGCUGCAGCAGUUCCUCGAGGACUGGUACCACCAGACCUUCCUGGGCAGCAAGUGCAGCUUCGGGGAUGACCGGCAUCUCACCAACCGCGUGCUCAGCCUGGGCUACCAGACCAAGUACACGGCUCGCUCCAAGUGCCUGACGGAGACCCCGACCCGCUACCUGCGCUGGCUCAACCAGCAGACCCGCUGGAGCAAGUCCUACUUCCGCGAGUGGCUCUACAACGCCCUGUGGUUCCACAAGCACCACCUCUGGAUGACCUACGAGUCGGUGGUCACCGGCUUCUUCCCCUUCUUCCUCAUCGCCACGGUCAUCCAGCUCUUUUACCGCGGCCGCAUCUGGAACAUCCUCCUCUUCCUGCUGACAGUGCAGCUGGUGGGCAUCAUCAAGGCCACCUACGCCUGCUUCCUGCGGGGCAACGCCGAGAUGAUCUUCAUGUCCCUCUAUGCGCUCCUCUACAUGUCCAGCCUGCUGCCUGCCAAGAUAUUCGCCAUUGCCACCAUCAACAAGUCGGGCUGGGGCACCUCGGGGCGCCGGACCAUCGUGGUGAACUUCGUGGGGCUGCUGCCGGUGUCGGUGUGGGUGGCGGUGCUGCUGGGCGGCUUGGCCUACACCGCCUACAGCCAGGACCUCUUCAGCGAGACCGAGGUGGCCUUCCUCGUCUCGGGGGCCAUCCUCUACGCCUGCUACUGGGUGGCCCUCCUCACCCUGUACCUGGCCAUCGUGGCGCGGCGCUGCGGCAAGCGGCAGGAGCAGUGCGGGUUGGCCUUUGCCGAGGUCUGA
Colius striatus (speckled mousebird) is the source of this 1655-nucleotide messenger RNA. It is a transcript of the gene HAS3, whose product is annotated as hyaluronan synthase 3. The coding region runs from base 9 to 1655 and encodes 548 amino acids. Gene Ontology annotation, molecular function: hyaluronan synthase activity. The transcript is spliced from 3 exons. The record is from RefSeq and is a predicted model, not a curated record. Lineage: Eukaryota; Metazoa; Chordata; Aves; Coliiformes; Coliidae. Gene Ontology annotation, biological process: hyaluronan biosynthetic process; extracellular matrix assembly.